Lates calcarifer (barramundi perch) is the source of this 911-nucleotide messenger RNA. RefSeq lists its product as uncharacterized. Lineage: Eukaryota; Metazoa; Chordata; Actinopteri; Centropomidae. The transcript is spliced from 5 exons. Bases 28 to 651 code for a protein of 207 amino acids. The record is from RefSeq and is a predicted model, not a curated record.
UUUUAUGAGUUUCUAAAGACGUCCAGGAUGUUCUUCCUGUGUCUGUCUCUGCUCUCUGCUGCUGCUUUUCUACAAAGCAGUGUCUCAGCAGAUGAAGUAGUGUCACUGAACUGCAGUGAAGCAGUGGAAGUUGCAGCUGGAGGAACUGUGACACUGACCUGCUCUAUACAUUAUCAGGAUGUGGAAGGCUGUAAAGUUCUACAUUCUGCCUGGCAUAACACAAGCAGCAUUAUACCAUGUGGCAGUGGUUCAGGAGAAUACAUCUGUGAUUCAGACCAUCAGACUUAUGUGUCUCUGAUCAUCUCUAAUGUCAUGAAGGAGGAAAAUUACACAGCUGCAGUGAUAACAGACUGUGGUAUGGCUUUAUCAUUUCCUAUCAACGUACAAGUUACAAGUUACUCCAACUCCAGCAGCAGCCAUGUUGAUAAUGAGGCUCUGUCUGAUACCGUCACACCAGGACCUGAGAAGGUCACCAGCGUUGCCACCAUAUCGAGUAUUUGUGUCGCCGUCAUUGUUGCUGCCAUUUUGUUUUUCCUGUUGGGGACGGACAAAGGCAGAAAUCUCAUCAAACACUUCAUGAAGGAGAAGAUUCAAAGAGACGACAGUGAUACAGUCUCUGAAAGUAGUAAACGUUUUGAGCUUGACUUUUAAUCUCUGAGGUCUUUGUACAGACUGAGCCAUGUGAAUGUAAUGAUUUGUAUUUGUACAUAUUGAUCAGUGUAAAUCUGAUGAUUUGAUCAGCGGGUCACAGAGGUCUGAUAAACUCACUUCUGUCUCACCUGAGGACGGUUACUGUCUACAGGUUUAUAUAGGCUAUAUAGUUAUAUAGGUUGAUAAUUUGUAUUGUAAUCUGUUGCACUUUCAUAAACGUGUGGACCUGAACGUGACACAUUAAAGAAUGAUGAAAAUCA